AUGCGCAAACAGUCCGAAUUCGACAUGAGAGAAAUUUUUCAGCAAGGCAAAGCAACUCCUCACAGACACAGCUUGUUCUCAACUUUACGCGGUCCCAUACAAAAACACCCCUGA
Messenger RNA from Trichoderma gamsii, 114 nucleotides. RefSeq lists its product as hypothetical. The transcript has a single exon. The coding region runs from base 1 to 114 and encodes 37 amino acids. Lineage: Eukaryota; Fungi; Ascomycota; Sordariomycetes; Hypocreales; Hypocreaceae. The record is from RefSeq and is a predicted model, not a curated record.